GUGAGGAAGAUGGAUUCGGCAAGGAGUUGGUUACAGAAGUUUCAACCCCGUGACAGAUUGAGGGGUUCUACGAGGAAGAAGGAUGAUACUGAUGGUGGAAAUGAAGGUUUAAAUGAGCCAAUGGAUGAAACAUCUCUCUCUAGUACCACAAAACAAAAGGUUGCAGCAGCCAAGCAAUAUAUUGAGAACCACUACAAGGAGCAAAUGAAGAACCUUCAGGAAAGGAAGGAACGUCGAACCAUCUUGGAAAAGAAGUUAGCUGAUGCUGAUGUCUCUGAGGAAGAUCAAAAUAACCUACUUAAGUUUUUAGAGAAAAAGGAAACUGAAUAUAUGCGUCUUCAAAGGCACAAAAUGGGUGUUGAUGAUUUCGAGUUAUUGACAAUGAUUGGAAAAGGUGCAUUUGGGGAGGUCAGAGUUUGUAGAGAAAAGACUACAGAUCAUGUAUAUGCAAUGAAAAAGCUAAAGAAAUCAGAAAUGCUUCGUAGAGGCCAGGUAGAACAUGUUAGAGCUGAGAGGAAUCUCCUUGCAGAGGUUGACAGCAAUUGCAUAGUUAAACUUUAUUGUUCUUUCCAAGAUGAUGACUAUUUGUAUCUUAUUAUGGAGUAUCUACCGGGUGGGGAUAUGAUGACUCUUCUUAUGAGAAAGGAUAUAUUGACUGAAGAUGAAGCCAGAUUUUAUGUAGGGGAAACAGUUUUGGCUAUUGAAUCUAUACAUAAACACAAUUAUAUACAUAGGGAUAUUAAACCUGAUAACUUACUGCUUGAUAGAUAUGGACACUUGAGGUUGUCAGAUUUUGGACUAUGUAAACCAUUAGACUGUAGUACACUCGAAGAAACAGAUCUUUCUAUAGGUCAAAAUGCAAAUGGAUCUGCACAAAAUGAUGAACGUGUAGCUCCAAAACGCACACAACAAGAACAGUUGGAACAUUGGCAAAAGAAUAGGAGGACACUUGCUUAUUCUACUGUUGGUACACCAGACUAUAUUGCUCCAGAGGUUUUAUUGAAGAAAGGUUACGGGAUGGAAUGUGAUUGGUGGUCACUCGGAGCUAUUAUGUAUGAAAUGUUGGUGGGAUAUCCGCCUUUUUAUUCAGAUGAUCCAAUGUCAACUUGUAGGAAGAUAGUAAAUUGGAAAUCCCACUUGAAAUUUCCUGAAGAAGCAAGGCUAUCUUCAGAGGCUAUAGAUCUAAUUAGUAAGCUUUUGUGUAGUGUACACCAAAGGCUAGGGUCAAAUGGUGCGGAUGAAAUAAAGGCUCAUCCAUUCUUCGAAGGUGUUGAAUGGGACAAAUUGUAUCAAAUUGAGGCUGCAUUUAUUCCGGAGGUUAAUGAUGAGCUAGAUACCCAAAAUUUUGAAAAAUUUGAAGAGUCUGACACACAGAUUCAAUCAUCUUCAAAAGCAGGUCCAUGGAGAAAGAUGCUUUCGUCCAAAGACAUGAAUUUUGUAGGAUACACGUACAAAAACUUUGAAAUUGUUAACGAUUAUCAAGUUCCUGGGAUGGCUGAAUUGAAGAAGAAAACAUCCAAAGCAAAGAAGCCGUCCAUCAAGUCCUUAUUUGAUUAUGAGUCAGAUACAUCCGAAGUGUUAGAGAGCUCAGAUACAUCUGCAAGCAUGACUAAGCAAUAUAAUGAUCAACCUGCCCAAUCAAUAUAA
Molecule: messenger RNA, 1647 nt
Organism: Abrus precatorius (Indian licorice)
Lineage: Eukaryota; Viridiplantae; Streptophyta; Magnoliopsida; Fabales; Fabaceae
Product: serine/threonine-protein kinase tricorner-like
Exons: 13
Coding region: 10-1647 (545 amino acids)
Biological process (GO): peptidyl-serine phosphorylation; intracellular signal transduction
Molecular function (GO): ATP binding; protein serine/threonine kinase activity
Source: RefSeq, a predicted model, not a curated record